GUCGGGGUUACAUGCUGCUCUCCACGCACUCCGUGCUGCAGCAGCGAUAAAUGUGGUCCUUGAACGACUCAUAGCCAGGGCACAUUCGUAUGGCCCUUAGGGUAAAGGGGUUUUGGCGUGACCUCAACACGUAAAUUCCAACGUGCUGCCUUUAUGGUUGCGCAAUCCUAACAGUCUGUGGUUAAACGUCACAGCAGUAAAGAGGCGGAGGGGAGGAGGAUGAUAAUGCAGCGCAUCUUGACUCAUGGCACACUGCGGCGGGUGGCAGCAGCACGUCAGUUACUGGUGGGUGUCUCGAUCUCUGAGCCACCAGUAGCAUUUUGUUGCUGUACCCUCCGCCUGUCACCGCCAGCACCCACAGGCCGGCUCUGGCUUUCAACCUCAGCGUCCAUAAAGGCAGCACAUCAGCCAAAACACCAGCCGCCACAAGAUGAGCCACAGUCCAGCUCCACACCUCAAACACAGGAGGUCAAGAAAGGGGAAGCUAGGCCUGAUAUUGGAGAGGUGGACCCCCUGCAGGACAAGUCCAUCGGUCUGGUCCAGAGGUUUAAGAGGACGUUCAAACAGUAUGGGAAGGUUUUGAUCCCUGUACAUCUCGUGACAUCCUCUUUGUGGUUUGGAACCUUCUAUUACGCUGCUAUGAAAGGUGUGAAUGUAGUGCCCUUCCUGGAGAUGAUUGGUCUACCAGAGUCACUAGUUGGCCUUUUGAGAGAUUCCUCGAGUGGCUACGCUCUGACUGCAUACGCCAUGUACAAGAUUGCAACCCCUGCUAGAUAUACGGUGACUCUGGGUGGCACGUCACUAUCUGUUCAGUACCUCCGCAAGCACGGCUACUUAUCCACACCACCGCCGGUUACAGAAUACAUCCAGGACAAAAUGGAGGAGACAAAGGAGAAACUGACAGAAAAGAUGGAGGAGACGAAAGAGAGAUUUUCAGAGAAAAUGGAGGAAACAAAAGAACGUAUCUCUGGGAAAAUGGAGGAGACUAAGGACAAGCUUUCUGAGAAACUGCAGGAAACCAAAGAAAGAGUCUCAGAGGGAAAAGCAUUUUUUAGAAAGAAAAAUGAAUAACCAAUCCUGUUUACAGAUGCUGUCUCUGAAUCUAUGAUCCUAUUUUGAUCUCAACAAGUAAUCAGUGAGUUUGGGGCAAGUAAUAGACGGCACUUAUGAGACUCUUCAGACAGAAGAGAGAGACUUUGUACUAUCCUUGUCCUAAAAUUUCACCUUGCACAUCUCAGUUAUCAGCUGUUGUCUAUUUAAGUGUCAAAUUCAGUCCCUAAUUGUCCAAACUCUGCCACGAUGCACUGUAAGUGUAGACUAGACAGCAGCUUAGCAGACUCCUGGCAACGCUACAUUCUGGCUCAGUCAUCUCAGACUGGAUUUACAAAGGCUCAAGUGAUCUUGACUGUAAAAAAAGAAGAAACUGUCUUCUUAUUUCUCUUCACAUUAAUACACAAAAAUAAGUAAGGUUUUGUAAGGGUUAAAAACAAUCUGUCAGAUGGACACACAGCAUCUAUUACAGACUGUAUGGGAGAGAGCAGAGCUGAUCCCUCUGGUCGUUAAAAUAAAACUUGAAGCUCAUGGUUA
Messenger RNA from Epinephelus fuscoguttatus (brown-marbled grouper), 1587 nucleotides. It is a transcript of the gene mims1b, whose product is annotated as family with sequence similarity 210 member Ab. Gene Ontology annotation, cellular component: mitochondrion. The record is from RefSeq and is a predicted model, not a curated record. The coding region runs from base 220 to 1071 and encodes 283 amino acids. Lineage: Eukaryota; Metazoa; Chordata; Actinopteri; Perciformes; Serranidae. The transcript has 5 exons.